This is a messenger RNA of Tachysurus vachellii, 2478 nucleotides long. Its product is annotated as gamma-enolase. The record is from RefSeq and is a predicted model, not a curated record. NCBI's taxonomy places the organism in Eukaryota, Metazoa, Chordata, Actinopteri, Siluriformes, Bagridae. Gene Ontology annotation, cellular component: phosphopyruvate hydratase complex. Gene Ontology annotation, biological process: glycolytic process. The transcript is spliced from 12 exons. Gene Ontology annotation, molecular function: phosphopyruvate hydratase activity; magnesium ion binding. Bases 104 to 1408 code for a protein of 434 amino acids.
CUCAUUGGCUCAUUCUUUCUCUAUCCAUUUUUUCUCAGCCUAUCUCUUUGCUUAGGGUUUUCCGGCUUGCCUUUGGUGAGGUUGCAAACGCACAGACGGCAGGAUGUCCAUUGUAAGCAUCUUUGCCAGGGAGAUCCUGGACUCUCGGGGAAACCCCACAGUUGAGGUGGACCUGAGGACUGAAAAAGGAUUGUUCAGGGCUGCUGUGCCUAGUGGAGCAUCUACUGGCAUUUAUGAAGCUCUAGAACUCAGAGAUGGAGACAAGAAUCGCUUCAAGGGCAAAGGUGUACUGAAAGCUGUUGGCCACAUCAAUGACACUCUCGGACCUGCUCUCAUUGAAUCUGGGAUCAGUGUGGCGGAACAGGAGAAACUGGACAGCAUGAUGAUUGAGAUGGAUGGGACGGAGAAUAAAUCUCAAUUUGGUGCCAAUGCAAUUUUGGGGGUGUCCCUGGCUAUUUGUAAAGCUGGAGCAGCAGAAAAAGAAACUCCUUUGUAUCGCCAUAUUGCCGACCUGGCUGGAAACACAGAACUAGUGCUGCCAGUUCCUGCCUUUAAUGUGAUAAAUGGUGGAUCCCAUGCUGGAAAUAAGCUGGCCAUGCAGGAGUUUAUGGUGCUUCCUGUUGGAGCAGAGUCAUUUCGUGAUGCUCUGCGCAUUGGGGCUGAGCUCUAUCAGACUCUGAGGGGCGUGAUCAAGGAGAAGUACGGACAAGAUGCCACUAAUGUGGGUGAUGAAGGUGGUUUUGCUCCAAAUAUCCUAGAGAACAGUGAAGCUCUUGAAUUGAUUAAAACCGCCAUAGACAAGGCAGGUUUCACAGACAAGGUUGUGAUAGGGAUGGAUGUAGCUGCCUCAGAGUUCUACCGUGAUGGGAAGUAUGACCUUGACUUUAAAUCACCUCCAGAUCCUGAAAGAAACAUCACUAGUGAGAAGCUCCUAGAGAUCUAUCAGAGUUUUGUCAAUGACUUUCCAGUGGUAUCUAUUGAGGACCCCUUUGAUCAGGAUGACUGGGCAGCAUGGACUCGGAUGACUGGUUCAGUGGGGAUCCAGAUUGUGGGCGACGACUUAACGGUGACAAACCCAAAGAGGAUAGAGAAAGCAGCAGAGGAACGUGCUUGCAACUGCUUGCUACUGAAGGUCAACCAAAUCGGCACAGUCACAGAAGCCAUCCAUGCGUGUAAGCUGGCCCAGGCCAAUGGCUGGGGUGUGAUGGUCAGCCAUCGCUCUGGAGAGACAGAGGACACAUUCAUUGCAGAUCUGGUUGUUGGGCUCUGCACUGGACAGAUCAAGACUGGAGCUCCUUGUAGAUCUGAACGUCUGGCCAAAUACAAUCAGUUGAUGAGGAUUGAGGAAGAAUUGGGUGAUCAAGCUCGAUUUGCUGGCCACAACUUCAGAAAUCCCAGCGCUCUGUAAGAUGUUCUGUGGCUCUAAUCUCCACACAUCAACCACCACCAGACAAUAUGCACUGACUAAGACAGACAGAGUACAGACAGAACAACAGACAGACGAGACAUCACACACUGUAAGAACACACAAGGAUAAUUUUGCACUUGAACACCUACUGACAACAAAAAUCUUAUCUCACAGAAGCCCAUGCACUGAACCAAGGGGACGACAUGCACUUCAUUUGAACUGACCACAAACAACUGAGCUAAUAAUAUGCAUGUCUGAAUGGCAGAACAAUACAGACAAGUUUACACACAAGACAGGGGGACAGACACUGACAAAAAUUACUAGAGACGAUUUACUGCGAUGGAGUAAAAGGGAACUCUGUAAUAUUAAGUAUAGAGUAAAAUAUUUUAAUUUAUCUUGUUGCAACAGUUUAAUGGUAUUUAAUGAUCUUGUUUCUAAUAACAUAAAUAUUUACCUUGGGUAUUGCUGAAUGACCUUGUCUGAAGUGCAGUAAACUUAAUAAAUAUAAAGAUGGACAGAAGCUGUAGGUGCAUGAAGAGAAAGAAAAAAAAGAGACGAGCAAGAAAGAGACAAGCAUGAAAUAAAAAAACAAUUCAGACUGCACUCUCCUGUCAAAGAGGUGGGCCGAUGGGCAUAAAUACACAAAUAAACACACACACACACACACACACACACACACACACACACACACACACACACACACACACACACACACACAUAAUCUCUCUCUCACCCACUGCACACACACUCACACAGAUACACACACACGCUCACAUUUGUGGUGGUCUCUCAGCCUCUCACUCUAACACUUUACUCUUCAUCUCUUUCUGUGCUGUUCCCUUUAUCAUCCUUCUCCUGCAUUCCCUAAUCCUUUACUUUGUCAAUGUUUCAUUGUCACCCCAGUGUCCUUUCCUUCCACCUUUGCUAUUAUUGCAGACUUUGUCCACUAUGCUUGAAUUUCUUCUCUGUUUCUUGAUGUGAAAUCACUGUGGUCAAAGUAAAGAAGAAAAAGAGGGAAUAAAUAACAUGCUUGCCAUUAAAUACUGUUAUGGAUUAAAAAUUAUAAUUUA